AUGUUAAGUGGGAACCACAUGCAACAUCUCCUAGAAAGCGUACUUACGAAAGGUCGCAAUCAACACGAUGACGUAUCACGACCCAGGGGUCCCAUAUUCCACACUUGGUUCAAGUAUCUACGCAAAUAGGAAGAAUCCCCCUUCGACCUCCUUUGGGAAACCUAAACAGCGCCAAGGUAAAGAGCCGCUAUUCAAGGACCCAGGGCCAGGACCCGGCGCGUACCAUCCGGAAGUGGGCAUUCCCCACCUCGCAGGCCGGGGGGUAACCCCCACCCACCACGCCAACACCAAGUGGGCUGCGGACACCACCGGGCGCACCAACCUGGGCCUACCGCCGCACAAGGACGUAGUACCCCCCGGCCCCGGGCUGUACCUGCGCUCCCGCAGCGCCGUCAACCUCACCGGCUGCCCGCAGCAGCUCACCUCCUGGCGCAACGCGGCGGCGGCGGGAUGGCAGAACUACAGCGCCAGGGAGUGCCAGACCCCCGUGAUCCUGUCCAAGGAGCACGAGCGCAUCCGGUACGGCACCCACUCGCCCGGCCCCAUGACUGCCGUACCGGAGCACUCGGUGGGCCGGCAGCUCACCUCGCAGCGCAUCACGCAGCCCAGGUGCGCCUUUGCCCGCUCGGCUCGCUUCUCAACUGCGGAGCUGCGCAUGUCUGGCGCGGUGCCGGGGCCGGGGGCCUACAACUACUGACACGUGUCAGCUUGUGGAGGGGCUCGGGUGUGAGUAAGGAAUUGCAACCAUUGCCCGACCCCCACAUCCUUGCGUCAGUGCCCCGCUGCCAACCCCAGCUGAGCGGCCGCACGGGGGAAGGGGC
Astrephomene gubernaculifera is the source of this 821-nucleotide messenger RNA. NCBI's taxonomy places the organism in Eukaryota, Viridiplantae, Chlorophyta, Chlorophyceae, Chlamydomonadales, Astrephomenaceae. The record is from the annotation of a GenBank genome assembly.